This is a messenger RNA of Colias croceus (clouded yellow), 1579 nucleotides long. RefSeq lists its product as uncharacterized. The record is from RefSeq and is a predicted model, not a curated record. Gene Ontology annotation, biological process: sensory perception of taste. The coding region runs from base 95 to 1351 and encodes 418 amino acids. NCBI's taxonomy places the organism in Eukaryota, Metazoa, Arthropoda, Insecta, Lepidoptera, Pieridae. The transcript is spliced from 10 exons. Gene Ontology annotation, cellular component: neuronal cell body; axon; membrane.
GUAGGAAAAUUAUUCUAAAUUGUUUAUUUGAACAUUGAGCUAUGAAAAUUACACAUUCAAAGUAUUCGAUAUGAGGUAUAGGUAAUACAAGGAAAUGUGUGUGAUGCCAGCUGAUGAAGGCGUGCUUUGGGGUGCUUUAGGGGCACUGUCCCGGGUGGUCUGGAUAUUUGGUAUAUGUCCUGUAAGUCGCUCCCCAAAAGUAGAAGUGUCCAAAUGGAAAAGUUUCUAUGGGAGAUAUAUUCUACUUACGGCUUUGAUGUCUGUUUUUCUUUGGAUUUCCUACGGUUACACUAAAAUCCCAAACCUUACUAUUCUCGAUGUAGUUGGCUAUUUAUUAGAACUCUCACAAAUAGUAAUCGUUAUAUUUUCUAUUUGGAAAGCUCCAGAGCGUAUUAGAAAAUGGGUGAAGUGCCUAGAGAAUAUGGAUACGAUAAUAGAAAGAAGUGAGUCCUUAAUGAAGAAUGAAAGGAAAUGGAGCAUAUCAUCUAUUGGAUAUCUGUUAGUGAUACUACCUUUGAUAGCGCACGUAAACUUUCUUUAUUCAUGCAAAGCGUAUGGUUGUUCUUAUCUGUUUUUUCUAAAAGGCUGGGCGCCUUCAUUUCCUUCUGUUAUAACCGUCAACUCCAUGAUAUUCCUGAUUUUUCUUUAUGUGACUCGAAUAAAAAUAGCGCUAGCUGCAAUCAAUCACGAAUUGAAACAUUUGCUUGACUAUUCAGAAGGUGAAUAUAAAAACGAUAGCAGAAAAGUAACAUUACGCAACAAUUACGUUAAUGCCCAAUCAGCUCAAACCAACGAGCCACGUCAACUUCUACUCAUAUCUGAGAGGAUCCGUAACUUGGCGCAUUCCUUCUCUUCUGUGUGUGAGGCGAUAGAAAGUGUCAAUGAUACAACGGGAAUUAUAGUGUUGUUCGUAAUAGCUAGUGGUGUACUAUGUAUCAUGGCAGGCGCUAUGAUAUUUGUUACCUUGUUCAUCAAAAAAGAAUCACUUGGAUCAAUCGUAAUACACUUCAUAUGGUGUUUGAAUAUUAUAUUUUCUAAAUUUAUUAUACUGAGUGAACCGUGCCAUUCAGUGCAUAAAAAGAUGUCUCUCAUGCGUACCCAUUUAAUAAUGUUACAAAAGAAAAAUAUCUACAAUGAGAGGAUAACGAAUGAAUUGAAAAUAUUCUUUUUACUAACAUAUCUCAAUAAAAAGAAAAUAUCCCCUAUGAAGAUAGGUACUAUCGACCGAUUAUUGACACUUAAGAUUCUACAAUGUGUAACAACUUACUUAGUGGCCGUGAUAGGGCUAAAAGUUUCAACAACACACAACAAACAUUUCAACUAUGAAAGUGUAGAUAUUUUAUCAAACUAGCUGUGUUAAAAAACCGCAAAUUAAAAAAAUAUUUUACAAUAAAAAAUGAAAUUUCGUUUGCAUGGAAUUGUCACUAAUUCAAUUUAGAACCGUGCCAACCGAUUUUUUUUAUAUUGCGAGUGUAUACCGACAACAGAUGAAAACAUCGUCUCUGAAAAUUCAUCAGCUCUUUACUUGAAAUACAGGCUAUGCUGAAAAACGAGAAUACAGACGGUCAUUGAAGUUAUA